AUGCUUACGGCAGCGCCAUCCUUAGCCUCCUCCUCCCACUUCCUUCCUCGCUUCACUUCAUCUUUCUUCUUCACAAGAAAGCUUCACCUCCAUAGAGUUCAUUGUUUCAGUAAAAUGAGCACCACGCCGACAACUGGGCCCCUGAUUCCCAAAUUUGUACCUGUUGAGAUCAGUGACAUUGCUUCAGCUAGUAGGCCGGAUGGCAACCGGUUGAGUCUUGUGUCGUACAACAUUCUGGCUCAGGCAUAUGUGAAGAGUGCUUUUUUCCCACACUCUCCCGGGCCUUGCCUAAACACAGAUGGAAAGCUCGUUCACAGGCUAUAUUGGCUGUUCUCAAGAGUCUGGGGGCCGAUAUUUUUUGCUUGCAGGAAGUAG
This is a messenger RNA of Oldenlandia corymbosa var. corymbosa, 375 nucleotides long. NCBI's taxonomy places the organism in Eukaryota, Viridiplantae, Streptophyta, Magnoliopsida, Gentianales, Rubiaceae. The record is from the annotation of a GenBank genome assembly.